Phytophthora nicotianae INRA-310 is the source of this 870-nucleotide messenger RNA. RefSeq lists its product as hypothetical. The transcript is spliced from 3 exons. Bases 1 to 870 code for a protein of 289 amino acids. NCBI's taxonomy places the organism in Eukaryota, Oomycota, Peronosporomycetes, Peronosporales, Peronosporaceae. The record is from RefSeq and is a predicted model, not a curated record.
AUGUGGGAAGAGGUUAGGUACAUUAGUUCCCUGCGCACUGUGACCACAAGUAACAAUCAAAAACGAGUGGCUAGAGAACCCAAGAAGGUGGCAUGGCUGACGAAGCUACCAGCCUCCAAGAAGACACCCCCGAGCCAACGGAAGUCUCCAGCAGGAGCGACAGACACUCAGUCUAAGCGGAAGAAGGCCUUCCGGUUCGUACCAUCUAGCGACAUCUUGUUGCUGAAAGAAGCUGUGAAGCACCGACCUUGGGCUGCUGGUCACGGAGAGACCCAAGUAUCCUGGUCCAGCGUCGCCAUUGGACUCAAGACAGCUCUACCAUCGUGUACAGCCGAUGGAAAGGCCUGCCGUCGCCGCUUUAAUGCCCUCUUAGAUGUUUUUCGACGCGAUGAGCUGGAGUCGCUAAGGGCUUCCGGUACUGCCGAAGAUUUCGAGGAGCGUGAGCAGCUUUUAACGGAUUGUAUGGCCCUGGUUGAUGAGUGCCUGCAAGCGAAAGCCGACAAGACGGAGAAAGAAAAAAAGGAGGCAGAGCGGCGUGAUCGAGCCUCAGCUGAUGUGGUUCAAAGUGCAAUGGAGGGUAUACGAAGGUCUCGGUCAAAAAGUCCUGAAGACGACGUAUCAACUCCUUCGUCAAGUAAAAAAAAGAAAAGGUCGAGCACCGAGGCCCUUGUGGAGUUUCUCGAUGCCAAGGCGGAAACGCGCAGCACCAGAGAGAAGCAGAAGGAGCGCCAGCUUCACUUGGAAGAACGUCGCCUUGCCCUGGAGGAGCAACGACUACAGCAAGACCGAGAGAAGACGGAUAAACUCAUGGAGAUGAUGGCUAGCCAGAUGGGACUUAUGUCCAAACUGAUAGAGAAGAUAAAUAAAUAA